Molecule: messenger RNA, 1212 nt
Organism: Brassica napus (rape)
Lineage: Eukaryota; Viridiplantae; Streptophyta; Magnoliopsida; Brassicales; Brassicaceae
Product: protein TIFY 11B
Exons: 4
Coding region: 197-1021 (274 amino acids)
Biological process (GO): response to wounding; regulation of defense response; regulation of jasmonic acid mediated signaling pathway
Cellular component (GO): nucleus
Source: RefSeq, a predicted model, not a curated record
AAUUUAUUUGCCAUGGCUUAUUAGUCUGUUUAUUUAUUUGUGAGGACUUAAAGCCACAUAAACUUAUUGACAUAAUAUAAAAGAGCAUGAGCAGAAGAAGCUCAAGACAUUUAUCUUCUUGUAAGUUUUAGCCUUGAUUUCUAACGUGUGCAAACCAUACAAGAACAAGAAUCUUGUGUUGCAGUAUCAUCACAGUAUGUCGACCGGACAAGCACCAGAGAAGUCCAACUUUAACCGGAGAUGUAGUUUGCUCAGCCGGUACUUGAAGGAGAAGGGAAGUUUCGGAGAUAUAGUUAUAGGCUUGGCUCGAAAGUCCGAUCUUGAGCUUGCCGGAAAAAACGAUCACAGAGCUCAACAAAAUGCAAUAGAGAAGGCAAACAUUUCUGAAAGCAGACCCUUCAAGUUGACUCAGAAGCAACUUUCAGUAGGUGAAACCUCUAUUUCUUCCAGAGGCAAAGCCAUAGAUGUCGUCGAUCUAAGUGAACCGAGAAACGUACCGGAGCCUAAAAAUUCCCAGCUGACCAUAUUUUUCGGCAGUAAAGUUAUAGUUUACAACGAGUUUCCUGAAGACAAAGCCAAGGAGAUAAUAGAAGCAGCCAAAGAAGCAAAUCCAGUUGCUGUUGACUCAAAGAAGACUCAGAAUCACAUGAAUCUUGAUAUCAACAUUAGCAACAAAAGCAACGUUGUGAUUCCUGAUCUUAAUGAACCAACGAGUUCUGGAAACAACGAUGAUCAUCAAACAAAGGAGCAACAUCAAGUCGUGGAACGUAUCGCAAGAAGAGCCUCUCUUCAUCGGUUCUUUGCUAAACGAAAAGACAGGGCUGUGGCUAGAGCUCCGUAUCAAGUGAACCAAAACGGUGGUCAUGUUCCUCCCAAGCCACAAAUGGUCGGUCCAUCAGUAGAGGCAGGACAACACUCACGACAGCCUGCAACACCCUCAAAACCACAGAGACAUAACGAUAUGUCGAUGGAAGUGGACGAAGAAGAACGGUGUUCAAAAGAUCUCGAACUCAAGCUUUAGGACCAGACCCGUCCCUUCUAUAAGGCCAAUAAAGCAUUGGUUUCAGGCCACAUAUUAUAAAUACAAAAAAUAGACCACAUUUUCAAAAAUUACUUGUAGCUUAGACGGGAAAAGUAAGAGAUGUUAGACCUUUUGGUCUCUAGUUCGAACCAGACCACAGCCAGUUUUAAAUAUAUUUUUCAUUGGUAAUU